UCAUCCCAGCAGAACACGAGCAACACUGAUCAGAUCCGCCUGAAUAACACGGUCUAUCUGAUGAUCCGACAUGUUACAGUGGAGGAUGGGAAGUUGUAUGUGUGUGAAGUGAAGGAAAACGGAAACAUUGUUCUCACCAGUAAUGGAGAUUUUACUGUAAACAACAUUUUAUAUAAAAAGGAAUACACAGUUUACCGCUCCAGCACAAAUCAUAGUGAACUUCACCUAGUUUGCUAUAACAGUCGUGAGGACUCCAGUACUGCCAUGACCUGGACAUCACGUCGCCUUCAACAACAACAACAGCAAGUAAUAGCAUCAGCAACACAUUCUCAGCCCAUCAAUGUCAAAGGGGCCGACUUCGGGAAUCGACUGGUGACGUCAGUGAAACCCUUCGAUGGCAAGGAUUUCAGUUUGAGGAUUGUCCCCGUUUUGUUUCAAGAUGCCGGAUGUUACAAAUGUUAUCUUGGAAAAGACACAUCAGUGAACGACGCGGGAAGCUCUCCAUUUCUCACCAUUGAUCUAAUCACAGUGAAAGUCACAGCUGAACCGUCCGAUGCAGUGACCGAGGGAGACAACGUUACCCUGACCUGCUCUGUGUCUCACGUCACUGAGUCAAUGAAACUGGUUUGGAUCAAUGACGAUGACAAAAGUGUUGGAGAAAAGACACUGACCGUGGAAGAGAAAUCACUGAGUCUGGUUAUUCAGAAAACUGAGAGGGGCAGAGGGAACUGGAGAUGUGGUUUGUUUCAUCAACACCUGCCCCGGCUUUUUGUCCCAUACUACCAGGAGCCCAGUGCCCGUGUGGGAGACUCUGCUGUGGUGCAGUGCCUGGGAUUAUGGACCGUGGGAUAA
Molecule: messenger RNA, 852 nt
Organism: Amblyraja radiata (thorny skate)
Lineage: Eukaryota; Metazoa; Chordata; Chondrichthyes; Rajiformes; Rajidae
Exons: 4
Coding region: 61-852 (263 amino acids)
Source: RefSeq, a predicted model, not a curated record